UAACGCUGCUGACUUCUCUGGUCAGGAGCUGGACAGCGAGUCUCACGUGAGCGAAUCCAGUGACAGAAUGUCUGAUUUUGAGAGCUCCCCGCUUAAAAAUGAGGACGACGUCCUCCUCUCUAAAGAAGCCUCAAACGCCCUGUCUCUCCUAGAAAAGAUGAAGGCCAUUUACACCUCCUUCCUGACCAACUCAUAUUGGUCUACACUGAAUCUGAACCUGAGCCAGCCCCCUGCAGAGAAACCUCCUCGCAGUCACAGCAGCAGCAGUAGUAGCAGCAGUAGCAGUAGCUGUGGAAGUGGAGGCUAUGACUGGCACCAGACAGCUAUGGCAAAAACCCUCCAGCAGGCCUCACAGAACCACCACAACAGACUGGGCAUGGUUCAACACCCCACAGUGGCCGUAUCCACAGCGUCUACAGAACCCAACCUCUUCAGUACCGUCCAGCUGUACCGGCAGAGCUCCAAGCUCUAUGGCUCCAUAUUUACUGGUGCCAGCAAAUUCCGCUGUAAGGACUGCAGUGCAGCCUAUGACACACUAGUGGAGCUCACGGUGCAUAUGAAUGAGACAGGCCACUACCGCGAUGAUAACCACGAGACAGAUGGUGAGGGUGCUAAACGGUGGUCAAAACCCAGGAAGCGUUCCUUGCUAGAGAUGGAGGGGAAGGAGGAUGCACAAAAGGUUCUGAAGUGCAUGUACUGUGGGCACUCAUUUGAAUCCCUUCAGGACCUGAGUGUCCACAUGAUCAAGACAAAACACUACCAGAAAGUGCCUCUGAAAGAGCCUGUUACACCAGUGGCAGCUAAGAUUAUCUCCACGGCUCGAAAGAGAGCCCCCAUUGACCUAGACAUCCCCAGCUCACCUGACUCUAAUGGAGGGACCACGCCCAAGCCCACCUCCCUCAGCGACUCUAAUGAUAUACUCCAGAGGGUCACCAACCCUUACAUCACUCCUAACAACCGCUACGGACACCAGAACGGUGCCAGCUAUGCCUGGCAGUUUGAGUCCAGGAAGUCACAGAUCCUCAAAUGCAUGGAGUGUGGCAGCUCUCACGACACACUGCAAGAGCUAACCGCUCACAUGAUGGUGACCGGACACUUUAUUAAAGUCACCAACUCUGCUAUUAAGAAAGGCAAACCCAUUAUAGAGUCGUCCACCUCAGCCCCCACGUCCAAUUCAACAGUUGAAGAAAAGGUCCAGUCUGUUCCCCUGGCUGCCACAACCUUCUCCCCUCCACCCGCCCCAGUGCCUCCUCCAACCAGCAUCUCCCCCUCUGCCAUGGCUGUGGAGAUAAAAAAGGAGGAGAAGGAAGAGGAAUGCACUAAAGAGCCCAUCAUCAACAACGGUAACAAUCUCAACAAGGAGAAGAAGGCAGGAGUGGAGGAGGAGGCUGAGGAGAAGUUUGAUAUCUCGUCAAAAUACACUUAUUUGACUGAAGAGGAUCUGGAUGAAAGUCCAAAAGGGGGUCUUGAUAUCCUCAAGUCCUUGGAGAACACAGUGACCUCAGCCAUCAAUAAAGCACAGAAUGGCGCUCCUAGCUGGGGUGGAUAUCCCAGUAUUCAUGCUGCCUAUCAGCUUCCAAACAUAAUGAAGCUCUCUCUGGGCAAUUCCGGGAAGAGCUCUCCCCUGAAAUAUAUGUUCCCUGGAGGGGAGAUCCUCUCUCCCACUGGCAAGAGCCAGCCUCUGAUCUCCCCUCCCAGCCGCCAGACCUCUCCGUUGCCCAAAAACAACUUCCAUGCUAUGGAGGAACUGGUCAAGAAAGUGACUGAGAAAGUGGCUAAGGUAGAGGAGAAAAUGAGAGAGCCCAGCGGUGCGGACUCAGCCCGAGGAGAGUCCCCCAAAGAAAACAGAGCAGGUGGUUGUAAAACUCCCGAGAAUACAAAUGGAGUGGAAAAGGUAGUAGGCGAUGGAAAUGGAGCCAAUCAUGGAGAUUCAAAUGGAGAUAUUUCCAUAAAAGAGUCUGUGGAAAAUGGAGUGGAGUCAGCCUCUGUGACAUCGCCCCUGCCUGCCUCUAUGACUGGAAGUACAGCUAUCAUUACAGACCAUCCACCUCCAGAACAACCAUUCGUCAACCCUCUCAGCGCACUGCAGUCAGUAAUGAACGUCCACCUGGGGAAGGCCGCUAAGCCUGCCCUGCCCUCCCUUGACCCCAUGAGCAUGCUGUUCAAGAUGAGCAACAGUCUGGCAGAGAAAGCAGCUGUGGCUGCUUCCACCCCACCAGCACAGACCAAAAAGCCCAGUAAUGACCACUUAGACCGCUACUUUUACCAGCAACAUCUAAAUAACGACCAACCCAUAGAUCUCACCAAAGGCAAAAAUGCUGACAAAAACAGCAGUAUAGCUUCCUUCAUGUCCAGCUCCCCUUUGAGAGAAAAUGCCCUGUCAGACAUCUCUGACAUGCUGAGGAACCUGACGGAAAGUCAGGCAGUCUCCAAGUCCUCCACACCUACCAGCCAAUCCGAACGCUCCGACAUCGAAGGUGUCACACAGGAGGAAACAGAAGAUGUUUCACCAGCCCAGAAACGUAAAGGCCGCCAGUCCAACUGGAACCCUCAACACCUCCUCAUCCUACAAGCCCAGUUUGCUUCCAGUCUGAGACAAACAAAUGAUGGCAAGUACAUAAUGUCAGACCUGAGCCCACAAGAGAGAAUGCACAUCUCCCGUUUCACUGGCCUCUCAAUGACUACAAUAUCCCAUUGGUUGGCUAAUGUCAAAUACCAGCUGAGGAGAACCGGUGGCACCAAGUUCUUGAAAAACUUGGAUUCGGGUCACCCAGUGUUCUUCUGCAGUGAUUGCGCCUCUCAGAUCCGCUCACCAUCCACCUACGUCAGCCACUUGGAAUCCCAUUUGGGCUUCCGUCUGCGAGACUUGGCCAAGCUUUCUGGGGAGCAGCUGCUCAGCCAGAUAUCACAGCAACACCAUCAACAACGCCACACCAAAGGACUAUCUGAAAAACUGCUCUCUAACCUUCACUCAUCUGAUGACGACAGUGGGGCCAUGUACCAGUGCAAGCUCUGCAACCGGACUUUUGCGAGCAAGCACGCGGUCAAGCUUCACCUGAGCAAGACUCAUGGGAAGUCCCCCGAGGACCACCUCAUGUAUGUGUGUGAGCUGGAGAAACAGUAGCACUGGCUGGGGACAAUGCUGCACUCUUUCAUAAUGGCUCACUCUUUCUUGCUCUGUCUCUCUUCAUCCUUUCACAGACAUUUCUUUCAAAGAAAAGAAAGGAUUAUUAACGUGAUGGAACUGCACAAAGAUGCCAUACAACUACUGCUUUGAGUUUUGGCACAUGGUUUUAAAUUUUGCAUUGUAGCAGUUUUUUUUUCUUUGUUUCAGUGUGGGGUAGACUCACUCUGGUCCAACUCACUCGAUUUUAUGAUCUGAGUGUGUGAUGUGAUCUCCUUUGAUAGGACUAGUGAUUUUUUUCAUAAUGUGCAGAUGGGGGCUGUUGUCAUGGGAAGACACAGUAAAUGAAGGUUUAAAAAAAAAAAGAGAUUCUAAAAUGAAGUGGUAUGUAUUUUGUGUACAUGGAAAUUAAGUUCCUUUAUAUUUUGGCAUCACUGGGGUGUGAUAAGCUGCAUGCAUAAAAUGAAACAGUUUAGUUAAACAUUUUAUAACUAAAUCUGUUGCACUUUCCAUGAUUUUUUCUCUUCAUGUUGUCACUCUCUCCUGCUCGCUCUGUCUUUGUUUUUUCUUUUUUUCUUAAUAACGUUUUUGUGCUGGAGUCAGCAUUUAAAAUUUAACCCUCUGAGUACGUCAAAGCACUUCUACACCUAAGAUCCAAACACUAUAGACUGAAAGAUUUGAGAUUGGGAAUUACUGAAGCUAUUGUUGAGAAUUCGAUGGACAAUGUGUGCAUUGUGUCUGCGAUGAACUGUUUCCCAGACAUAGAGUGUGCUGAGUCUAAUGCUAGUCUUCAUCUUGGGCUUAAUACUUGUCUGGAAGAUGCUCACAGGACAUUGUAGGGAAAAAAAGUAUGUAGUAAAAAAGAAAAAAAAAGGAAAUCUUAAGUCUUUUACUUUGGUCGAUCAGGGACCUAUAUUAAUUCAGGUCUGUGUAAAAUAUGUAUAUAAAAAACAUAUUAAGUAAUUCCUGUCUAAAUUAUGCAUCAUUUCUAUAUUUUUAAUUUAAAAGGAUUAUGACUAUCUGCUGGUGCACAGUAUAUGAAGACGUAAAUAAAAUUGUUUUGCACAAUAGUUUUAUAAAUGUGUUAUUUAAUCAAAGGAUACGAAAAAAAAGGGAGGUAACAAAGGGAUGACAACAGGUGAAUCUUUUUAUUCCCGACUCGUGCUCAAAGGGUUAAAGACUCUUUUUACCAGACACUACUCUACAUGUGCCGCUGUAUGAACACUAAAAAGAUAUUAAAGGUUGUACAAAAAAAGAUGUUACUUUAUGAAGAUAUUUCACAUGUAAACUGUUAUUUAUAAGCACUCUUGGUUGUUUCAUAUCGUUGAAUGCCUUUUCGAUUGGUGUUUUUUUUCUUCUUUUUUUAUUAUUAUUGUUAUUUUUUAUUUUAUUUUUAUUUUUUUUGUUCUGUCUAAUUGCUCUGCCAUGAUUCCACACUGCAGCUUUAUCUUUUUGGGAUAUGAAAGGUAACCAUGGUUACACUAACCCCUUGAGUGACAAGUUCUGCUACAUUUUUGGCAGUUAAUUUGCUGAAGUAACUGACAGCUGCCAGUGUAGAGAAAUAAAAAAAAAAAGAAAAAAAAAAAAACUUAUGUGUAAAAUAUUGGCAUGUAAACAGCACAGAUACUGUUAUGCAUUCUGUGCCGUUAGUCUUUUUCAUUUCGUUCUUUCGUUUUCUGUUGUUGUUGUUCUUGACAAUGAACCCCCAUUAUAUGACUUCAUAUAACCUUGUUUUCUACUGCAGCAUUAAAAAAAAGGAAACUGUUUU
Seriola dumerili (greater amberjack) is the source of this 4892-nucleotide messenger RNA. RefSeq names its product teashirt zinc finger homeobox 3 (gene tshz3b). Gene Ontology annotation, biological process: regulation of transcription by RNA polymerase II. The record is from RefSeq and is a predicted model, not a curated record. NCBI's taxonomy places the organism in Eukaryota, Metazoa, Chordata, Actinopteri, Carangiformes, Carangidae. Gene Ontology annotation, cellular component: nucleus. Gene Ontology annotation, molecular function: DNA-binding transcription factor activity, RNA polymerase II-specific; DNA binding. Bases 68 to 3124 code for a protein of 1018 amino acids. The transcript is spliced from 5 exons.